Molecule: messenger RNA, 1155 nt
Organism: Spodoptera littoralis (African cotton leafworm)
Lineage: Eukaryota; Metazoa; Arthropoda; Insecta; Lepidoptera; Noctuidae
Source: the annotation of a GenBank genome assembly
AUGAGCAGGCCUCAAGGCGGACGCAUUCAAGUCCCGGAUGACCUUAGAGAGAUCUUAUUGGAGUUCACCAUAAGUUAUCUGCUGGAGCAACCGGGCGACGUGAUCAACUACGCGGUCGAGUUCUUCACAAGAUUACAAAACAACAGGACGACCACCGUAGUGAGGGCCCCCACCGUUACUGCCGGCACCCCUGAUGAGUCCAUAAUAUCAGACGAAGAAGAGCCGCCAGUGGCGCGCUUCAACACUCGACGCAAGUCAGUGUUCGCUGAGACCUACGACCCCGAAGAAGAUGACUCGGACGAGGGAGCAACGACUGUGUUCCCCAAGUCGGACGCGCAACGCCAGCGUCUCGCCGAGGCAGUGCGCAGCAUCCUGCUGUUCCGCUCCCUCGACGCUCAGCAAAUGCAACAGGUGCUGGACGCCAUGUUCGAGAAACGCACGGAGCCAGGAGAGUACCUGAUCAGGCAGGGCGACGACGGAGACAACUUCUAUGUCAUCGAGAAUGGCAUGUUCGACGUGCUCGUCACCGGAGAUGAUCGCAUCGAGAAGGUGGUGCACACAUACGAAGGCAGCGGUUCGUUUGGCGAGCUGGCCCUGAUGUACAACAUGCCCCGCGCGGCCUCGGUGCGCGCGCAGACUCCGGGCCAGCUGUGGGCCAUGGACCGCCAUACCUUCCGUCGCAUCUUGCUCAAGAGCGCCUUCAAGAAGCGCAAGCUGUACGAAGAUCUCCUGGAGAAGGUGCCCAUGCUCAAGGCAUUGCAGGCGUACGAGCGCGCCAACCUCGCGGAUGCCCUGCUGCCGCGCACGCUGAUCGACGGCGAGCUGAUCAUCCGCCAGGGAGACACCGCCGACGGCAUGUACUUCGUCGAGGAUGGCGCCGUCAGCAUCCGCAUCACCCGCGAUGACGGCAACGAGCAUGAGAUCAAGCGUCUUGAGGCUGGUGGCUACUUCGGAGAGCUGGCUCUGGUCACACACAAGCCGCGCGCUGCUUCUGCUUACGCCGUUGGCCCUACCAGGGUGGCAUUCCUUGACGUGGAGACGUUCGAGCGGCUGUUGGGGCCGUGCAUGGAGAUCAUGAAGCGCAACAUCGACGACUACGAGGAGCAGCUCGUCAAGCUGUUCGGCGACAAGAGCAACCUCACCGACGUGCGAUGA